Molecule: messenger RNA, 1045 nt
Organism: Galleria mellonella (greater wax moth)
Lineage: Eukaryota; Metazoa; Arthropoda; Insecta; Lepidoptera; Pyralidae
Exons: 1
Coding region: 260-1039 (259 amino acids)
Source: RefSeq, a predicted model, not a curated record
UUAAAUUUAUCAUAGUUUUCAUAGUUUUAAAUUACUCUGAUUUUUAUUGUUCAGUUAUAAGCAUAAACAAUAAAGUGACAUUUAAAUCUCUUCAAAGCUUCAAAGUAAUUUUAUGAAUAAGAAGAUAGUGUUAUCUGUCACAAGAAAUGUCAAAAAAUUCAAAAUGCCUACGUAGAUAAUAAUUUUAUUGGAUUAACAACAACUUCAACAUCAAUCCCUACCAUGUUAUAUAUUUUCACUUUGCCAAGAAACCAUCACAAUGUCAAAAUGCAAUAAAGUAAAAAACCCAUGCAAGAUAUGCUUAGAACCUGUCUCCCAUAAGAACGGGUUACAAUGCCAAGGAGCAUGCGAGAGCUGGGUUCAUUAUAGUUGCUUGAACUACACACCUGGAAAAAUAAAAGAUAUAAAAGCCGGUAUUAUCAAAGUGACCUGUCCGUGUCCCGAUUGUAAGACGUCACUACCGAAGGAAUAUAGGACUGAUGAGCCUUAUAGUUGUACCAAUAUACAAUGUCCUGCAAAUCGACCACCUCAUUGUGAGAACAAGAACUGCUCACUAAAUAGUGGAACACAGAAGAUGAAUCAGACUUUAGUGGCGCCUCCAUGUCCAUUAAAGGAAUGUGGAAAUUCUUGUAAACAGCACAGUACCCCACAUGUUUCUAAUAUUUCAAAACUACCCACGGGAGGAUCUUCUACGCCGUCUCAGAUAUCUUCUUCCUAUGAUUUUUUAACUCCCAAAAAAUGUCCUUCGGGUUGCUCUUCUUCUACCGAGAUACCUGGAGGUGAUGUGAGGAGAAAUGCUACUGUUGAUUUGGCAGGUAUGCCAGCUCUAAUUGCAGUGAAACAAAUGUGUAAUACUGUUGGACAAUUGACAAAUCAACUUAAUCAAAUGAUGAUGAAUUUAAAGCAGGCAGUAAAUGGAAAAGGGUUCGAUGGAGAAGGAGGAUGUGCGCAUGGAAAUUGUCAGCAGAAAGGGCCAAAGUCACUGUGCCCAAAACCUUGUUACUGUCCAGGAAAUCCCGGAAGGGGUCGGAGAAGAUAACAUACA